This is a messenger RNA of Podarcis muralis (Common wall lizard), 2800 nucleotides long. RefSeq names its product tripeptidyl peptidase 1 (gene TPP1). The record is from RefSeq and is a predicted model, not a curated record. Gene Ontology annotation, molecular function: serine-type endopeptidase activity; tripeptidyl-peptidase activity. NCBI's taxonomy places the organism in Eukaryota, Metazoa, Chordata, Lepidosauria, Squamata, Lacertidae. Gene Ontology annotation, biological process: proteolysis; central nervous system development.
CCCCCCCCCGCAAUCAUGUGACGGGCAGCUUCUCACGUGACUCAGUUCUGGGCUCCUGCCUCGAGAGACAGGCUGCGCUGCGAUGGGGCUGCUGGACUGCCGGUGCCUCCUGCUGGCGCUGCUCCAGCUGCCCGCCUUGCUCCGCUUGGACGCCGCCGCCGCCGCCGCCGCCUUCGGGUGGGCUCCGGAGCCGGACCAGCUUUUCCAGAUCCCGGAGGGAUGGAGCUGUCUGGGUCGAGUGGCUGCCUCGGAGGCACUGAGCCUGACCUUCGCCCUCCGGCAGCAGAAUGUGGGGCGCCUGGAGGAGCUGGUGCAGCGAGUCUCCUCUCCAGACUCUCCAGAGUAUGGCCGGUUCCUGUCUCUGGCGGAGGUGCAGGCCCUGGUCGCCCCCUCCCCGCAGACGCUGAAUGCCGUUCGCAAGUGGCUGGAGGCUCACGGGAUCUGGGACUGCACAGACGUGGGCACCAAGGACUUCUUGCAGUGCCAGGUGCCAGCCGGCACGGCAGAGCAGCUCCUCCCGGGGGCCCAGUUCCAGCGCUACGUCAAUGGGGAGCGAAGCGUCGUGAGGUCUCCCUUUGCCUACACCUUAGCAGAGGAGCUGGCGGAGCACCUGGAUUUUGUGGGGGGUCUUCACCGCUUCCCUGCCGAGAGGAAGGCAGUGAGUAGGGCCUGGACUGCCGGGAAAGCGCUGCUCUCCACCUUUCACCUGGGGGUGACGCCGGCUGUGAUCCGCCAGAGGUACAACCUGACUGACAAGGACGUGGGCAGCUCCUGCAACAACAGCCAGGCCUGUGCCCAGUUCCUGGAGCAGUACUUCCACCAAGCGGACCUGGCAGAGUUCAUGGGUCUCUUUGGGAAGAGCUUCCCGCACCAUCUGCGCGUGGACCAGGUGGUCGGGCACCAGGGCUGGGGCAAGGCCGGCCUGGAAGCCAGCCUGGACGUGGAGUACAUCAUGAGCUCCGGGGCCAACAUCUCCACCUGGGUCUUCAGCAACGGUGGGAGGCAUGAGAGCCAGGAGCCUUUCCUGCAGUGGCUGCUUGUGCUCAGCAACAUGUCUGCCCUGCCCUGGGUGCACACGGUCAGCUACGGGGACGACGAGGACAGCCUGUCCCGGGCGUACAUGGAGCGGGUCAACGUGGAGUUCAUGAAGGCAGCCGCGCGAGGCAUGAGCAUCCUCUUUGCCUCAGGUGACUCUGGAGCAGGUUGUCGGUCAGUCCACGGAGGGAAGCACACCUUCCGGCCCAGCUUCCCAGCCUCCAGCCCAUACGUGACCACAGUGGGGGGGACGUCGUUCCAGCACCCCUUCCUGGUCAGUGCCGAGGUCACGGACUCCAUCAGCGGGGGAGGCUUCAGCAAUGUCUUCCCGAUGCCAAAGUACCAGACAACAGCUGUGAAGCGGUUCCUGAGCACGACCUCCAAGCUGCCACCGUCCAGCUACUACAACAAGACGGGCAGAGCCUACCCAGACCUGGCCGCUCUCUCCGACAACUACUGGGUGGUCUCCAACCGCAUCCCCAUGCCCUGGGUCUCCGGCACCUCGGCCUCGACUCCUGUGGUGGGGGGCAUCAUAGCUCUGAUCAACGACCGGCGCCUCCAGCGAGGGCAGUCCCCCCUGGGCUUCCUCAACCCCGCCCUCUACCGGCUCCAGGAGAAGGGGAACAGCACUGCCCUCUAUGACGUGACCACGGGCUGCCACUACUCGUGUCUAGAUGAAACUGUGCAGGGCCAAGGAUUCUGCGCAGCUCCUUCCUGGGAUCCCGUCACCGGCUGGGGGACGCCAAACUACCCAGAGCUCCUGUCUGCCCUGCUGGGCUAGGCGGCCACAUCACACUUGCAGACAUCCAUGGCGCUUGGCCACUCAACAGCCGGGGGGAGCUGUGUGGGUUGGGAAUCUCAGGCUGCAAGAUGGAGGCAGGGGGCAUUUCAGAGGGCCUCCCCCCGCCUCCACUGCAGGACCAAAAAGUGUGCAUUGGCCUAACAGUGAAAGCAGAAAUAUGCAAACAUUCAUCUCUGUAAAUCUAUAGUGGUACGUCGGGAGGAGAAGGUGCAACUAAAAGCUAACAGUCUAAAUUGUGUUUUGCGUGUGAAAUACCUUGACGUGCAAAGGGUUGUGGUGUUUCUCUUAGCAAAUGUGAGAACUGUGCAUCUACAGCAACACAAGAGAAGUCCCAUUGCUGGCAAAUCAGGUAGGGGGAGGGGUCACAGAGUGUGCCUUUCUGCACUUAAAGGUCUGAUGUACCCCCCCCUCCCCAUACUCUCAGGAUGAAGUCCUGCCUCUAGGAAACUGAACUCCAUAGCCAAAUGCUCUUGAUCAGUUCUUCACAAGCUCCAACUGGAAACUACCUCAUUGGAGUGAGGAUGGGGGUUGCCCUCCCUCUGUUGGCGCUGUGUCUCCCGGACCCACUCAUGGGGGGCCCACAAAAUGCAACGCCAGCUCAGUCCCUCUCCUCUAGGCCACAGCUGCUCCCUAAGCAGAAGGCCUUGCUUGGGUCCUGGUCCCGAUCCUGUCCCACCUGCAGGAACUGCUUUGCCAGCACUACUUGGGCACCGUUUGCAGGUUGGGGGAUUUUUGGGUGGAGGGAGCCCAGUUCAGUGCCUCCAUUGCCUGGAAAUCUUUGCCAGGCAGCCCCCCCCCCGCCCUUCUUUCCCUCCUGCUCCAAGGUCAAUGGAGGCAGCACUUCUUUCCCCACCCCCUAAUUUGCACUAGAGCAUUUAAUGUGGAAACACGGAUAUUCUUCCUCCAAUAAUGGAUUUAUAUAUUCAGCUUUGAUAAUUCUAAAUACAAUUACCGGUACUUAUG